AGUAAUAACUCCAAUACCGGUACCACUAAUAGCGCGAAAAAAGCCAAAAAUAUUGUCGCCAACAAUCUGUCGGCCGCUGUUAAGGACGACCACUCACUCAGGUUGGAAGCGGACAUAAAGCGCUUGAAAGCAGACCUACAGGCGUCCCGUCAGUGUGAGCUGGACCUCCGUUCCCAACUGAACGCCAUUGUCGUGGACGACAAGUCCGUGAAGAACGAGUUGUCACAACUACGACAGGACAAUGAGAACCUCCAGCAACGGCUCCACAAUCUGGUGACCGCUAAACAACACGACAAACAGACGAUCCAGAAGUUGGAGAAGAGCAUACCAAUGAGCAGCGAAUGGUCGGCAGAGGUCCAGAUGAAAGGCCAUAGGGAGACAGUGGGCAGACAUAUGCCCCGUUCCGUGUGCCACACGUAUUGCACCCACACCACGAAGAACACCGAAAACGCCUGUCCAUCGCAAACAUUAUCAUUAGUACAUGACAUUCGGGAACACCAGUUAGCUGUCGGUUAUCACAUCAGGAGUUUCAUUGAUGAGCACCGGGUGGUCAACUCGUGUGUAUAUCCCUAA
Molecule: messenger RNA, 573 nt
Organism: Oppiella nova
Lineage: Eukaryota; Metazoa; Arthropoda; Arachnida; Sarcoptiformes; Oppiidae
Source: the annotation of a GenBank genome assembly